This is a messenger RNA of Neodiprion fabricii, 1169 nucleotides long. RefSeq lists its product as uncharacterized. The transcript has 5 exons. Lineage: Eukaryota; Metazoa; Arthropoda; Insecta; Hymenoptera; Diprionidae. The record is from RefSeq and is a predicted model, not a curated record. The coding region runs from base 150 to 815 and encodes 221 amino acids.
UUAGUUGUCUAAGCAGCCAGUAAACGCACAGGUAGAGCUCAUUAUUCAACAUUUUACUGUGCAUUGCAGCUUAGCAACUGAAAACAGAGUAACCUUCCUAGGCUUGACUCUAGUACAAAAAUUUCGGAACUGCAAAGAAAAUUCGAAAAAUGAUUACAUGGGUACUGGUGAUAGCUCUCAUAACGAGCGUAACAUGGGUUAGUGAAGCUGUGAUUGUGAAAGAAGUUAGUGCUGGCCAUUUAGCCGAGUUGCCAUGCCCAAGUAUCGACGACAAUCAUCGUUUCAUGUAUUGGGAGCUCUCUAAUAAAAAUAAUAUCAUAGGUCCAGGAAACCCACAGAACCCAGAAAAAUACAACUACCAAGUACUAACUGGGAAGCUCAUGAUCAGGGGUGUUUCGACUGCUGAAUCUGGUUUCUAUAAAUGUAUCUCGAGAGGUAUAAAUGAUGAAUCUGUCAUCAGCAUGGAAACGGUUGAGCUGAUAGUUACAAGAGACUGGGAAGAUGUCUGGGAGAAUGACUUUGAGACAAACUUAUUGAGAAGCUUGGCCGCUGUUAUGGUAAUAGUUGUAAUCAUCGCCUUGCUACUGUACGUAAUUACGACCAAACGACGUAGAAAUCUUAAAUAUUUUGAUAUGGAACCAUCAAGGGAAAACUCACCAGUCAAUUAUAGAGAUGGAACACGUAGGUCUGCAGGAGUAGUUCGCAAUAACACGCCACCUCCAGAAGAAAUAGGCAUUGAGAAUGCAGCAGUGGAUGUUGAUUUCCCAAAAGUAUUUAGUAAGAUGCAUCAGGAGCAGGCUGUUGAGAUUCCAUAAUUUUUCAUCAAAAGUUAGUAAUACUUACAAACGCUGUUGGAGCCUAAUAAUUUGUGAACCAAUACAGAAAUACAGUUUAUAAAAAAUGAAUAUCGAGUGGUCACAAUGUAUUGCACAAUAAAUAUAAAUGGUCAAGGACAUUAUGUGACAAGGUAUGACAUUAUAUUUACAAAUGUGAAUGUGAUAAGCAUAAUUUUCAUAACAAUAGAAUAAUUAACUUUGUUAAGAACAAAGUAGUUGUACCAAAUCUAUACUCAGCAAUUAUAGCAAUUGAAUAGAUUGAUAUACAUGUAGAACAAUGAGAUUUAAGAUGUACAACUAAUGAAUAAAAACUACUUACAUUUGCUCAAAGAA